Molecule: messenger RNA, 4953 nt
Organism: Anoplopoma fimbria (sablefish)
Lineage: Eukaryota; Metazoa; Chordata; Actinopteri; Perciformes; Anoplopomatidae
Product: vacuolar protein sorting-associated protein 26B-like
Exons: 6
Coding region: 130-1131 (333 amino acids)
Biological process (GO): intracellular protein transport; retrograde transport, endosome to Golgi
Cellular component (GO): endosome; retromer complex
Source: RefSeq, a predicted model, not a curated record
UUCAAUAAUCUUGGAAGCAGUUUAUGCGCUGGACGUCUAACGGCCGAACGAGAAGAAGAAGAGACUCCGGUGUGUUCUGCUCCACAGAAGAAGAAGAGAGGAGGAGGACAGCUCGACCCACAAGCAGCGAUGAGCUUCUUUGGUUUUGGUCAAAGCGCGGACAUCGAUAUAGUUCUGAAUGACGCCGAGACGAGAAAGAAAGCGGAGCACAAGAGCGAAGACGGCAGGAAGGACAAGUAUUUCCUCUUCUACGACGGAGAGACGGUGUCCGGGAAGGUCAACGUGACGCUCAAGUACCCGGGGAAGAGGCUCGAACACAACGGCGUCAAGAUUGAGUUCAUCGGCCAGAUAGAGCUGUACUACGACAGAGGGAACCACCAUGAGUUUGUGUCCCUCGUCAAAGACUUGGCUCGGCCAGGGGAGCUCACGCAGACCCAGACGUUUGACUUUGAGUUCACGCAUGUGGAGAAACCCUACGAGUCCUACACCGGUCAGAACGUCAAACUACGCUACUUUCUGAGGGCGACAGUCGGCCGGAGACUGAACGACAUCAGCAAAGAGCUGGACAUCGUGGUGCACACACUCAGCACCUACCCCGAGCUCAACUCCUCCAUCAAGAUGGAAGUGGGGAUCGAGGACUGUCUGCACAUAGAGUUUGAGUACAAUAAAUCCAAGUAUCACCUUAAAGAUGUGAUCGUGGGGAAGAUUUACUUCCUGCUGGUGAGGAUCAAGAUCAGACACAUGGAGAUCGACAUCAUCAAGCGGGAGACGACCGGCACGGGGCCGAAUGUCUACCACGAGAACGACACCAUAGCAAAGUAUGAGAUCAUGGACGGCGCGCCGGUCAGAGGAGAGUCCAUCCCCAUCAGGCUGUUCCUAGCGGGCUACGAGAUGACGCCCACUAUGAGGGACAUCAACAAGAAGUUCUCGGUGCGGUACUACCUCAACCUGGUCCUCAUCGAUGAGGAGGAGAGACGCUAUUUCAAACAGCAGGAGAUCACCUUGUGGAGGAAGGGCGACAUCGUGAGGAAGAGUAUGUCUCACCAGGCCAUCAUCGCCUCCCAGCGCUUCGAAGGCUCCUCAAAUCCAGAGAAGAACCCGACCCAGAGCAACGAAGAGGACGACAGCUAAAGCCCAGCAUGCACCUCACCCAACGCGCUGUGAGUGUCGGAGCGGACGCGAGGCGGAACCUGUUCAUCCGAUUCUGAAUGUGAAUGUGUGCGUUUGAGAUGAAUGCACCGCGGUGGUUUUUUCAUAAUGUGUGCGCUUGAGGCUUUAAAAUAUGACUGUGUGUGUGUGUGUGUGUGUGUGUGUGUGUGUGUGUGUGUGUGUGUGUGUGUGUGUGUGUGUGUGUGUGUGUGUGUGUGUGUGUGUGUGUGUGUGCGCCAAGGGAACAAACAGUCCGACUCAUACUGUAGUUGCAGGUAAUUCUGUUUGUUUUAACUACCUUGAAGUACCAGCUGGGUGGAGUUUACCACAUUAAGACUGAUCGCAAAAUCUACUUUUAAGUGCUUAAUUCAACCUUUAUGGCAUUUAUUAUUCAGUUCAGUGGGGCAAACUUCACCCAAUAGAUGCACUUAAAUAUAAUGUACAAAUACUGUACGACCAAUAUCUUGAAUUCAUGCGAGUGUGUGUGUGUGUGUGUGUGUGUGUGUGUGUGUGAAUGUACGGUAUGAGAGCCACCACGGGUGUAUUUCUAACAACCUUUCCUUCUAACUACUUACUCAGCUGGAAGAAACCUGUUCAUCUCUGUAUGUCUCCUCAAAAGACUGUGACAUUUGUUCAUUUAAGAUUCACUGCCGUGCCCCUCUCAUUUGCUUUGAAUUAAAAAAAGAUUGUGUUAUUAAAAAAACGAGCAAUGACACUUUAACACCGGAAAAAAACAAGCAAAAAUCUUUAAAACGCUCUAAAUGAAAGGAAAUUAAUUUACAUAUUUGAAUAAUGAGGAUGAAAUAUUUUCAUACAUUCCAAAGCUCUCAUCAGAACUAGGCAUGACUGUAUUUAUUUUUUAACAAAGUUCCACAUCUUUUAAACCAGCGUUCACCACCUUGGAUGCACCAGCAGGCCAGGCUCGGUGUCGGGCGCUGCCACUGCUGCUAAAACCAACGUGGCUCUUUUCUUUCAUCGCUGUAGCCGCUUCCGGUAGUUAGAAGCUCUACUUUCUUAUUUGCACUAUCGAUCUCAUUCUGAUUUUUUUUUUUCCUGCUCUCAGUGCUGUUUUUGAACUGGACUCAUGGCAUCACUUCAAACAAGGAGAGUGUUAAACCUGUGUUUAAUUACAAAGGAAACAUAGAUGCUUGCGAGUCCUGCGUCUGAAAGGGACAGCUCACCCCAAAAAUCAAAGACACAUAUUUUCCCUCUUACCUGUAGUGUUAUUUAUCAAUCUAGAUGGUUUUCGGCACUCGGCUUGUGAUUCUAAAAGCACCCAAAAAAUAAUACAAAGUUGGUGGAUUACCUUCUGAAAAGAGAAAAAAAAAUGUAAAUGUAUAUUUUUGGAGCCUUUAUCACCACAAGCCGAGUGUCAUAUAGUUCCUUCGUAUUGGAGAGACAUUAUAUUGUACAAUUCUGCAACUCACACCAAAACUAUUUAGAUUAAUAAAAGGUUCAACAGGUAAAAAAAAUAUGUGUUUUUGAUUCUGAACCGUCCCCAUAAUGAGCUGUGGGGACUGUCUGCCCUGUCUGGUUAGUUAGCUUUGUGCCUAAGGGUUUUUUGCCAAAAUGUUACCGUGCAAUAUAAGGAUAUAUACAUACAGGAAGACUUGCCACAGUGUACUGAAUCACUUUUCAUGAAGGAAAAAAAAAAAUGCCAAGAAGGUUUUAAUUAAUGUUAAUGCAAAAAAUGAAUUGUGACUCUGUCAUAUUGAGCGCUUUGAUUAAAGUUCAGAAACAGAAGAUUCCUAAACUCUUUGUUUUCUAAACAAGCAUAAUCAUUUUUUUGUAUUGCUCCUGGUUGGGGGGAGUAGAUAAUUGACUUCCUGUUCUAUUCUUCCUUUUUAUUUUGAUUCCCUUUUCUAAAAUACAUAUUCUCCGUCCUGAAAAGGAGCAUGCUUAACGAGUGAGUGCAGAGUGUGAAGUCCUGGAUCUGAACCCCAGAGAUCGUCAGCCUCACGCUCGCGUCUUGCAGCUUCGCAAAAAAUCUAUCACUGUGUAUCCAUAUAAAAGUUUUAGACAUUUUUAUAUUUCAUACUUUUACUGGCAGAGGCAGGUGCUGCUGUUGUUCUGAUGCGACAUGUCCACUGUGGACAGACUGCUGUUCAGGUGACUGCUAGAAUAAAGGAUAAGCCCGCCUAACGUGCUGAUAUGAACUGAAAAAGAAAGAAUAAGAGUUAUUAAUAUUUGUUUUAGACCUUCCCUUUCCCUUUGCAAAAAAUUGACAAUACUCUCCAUCGCUAAUCUCUCAACCCUGAUUUCUAUCUUAAUAUGUUGACAGCUCAGUCAUUUUUUCACAGCCCAAAUCCAGAAUUAUUGUAAAAUUUAUCAAAUUGUGUUUUCUGUUUCUCGGAAGGGAAGACGGCAUCUUGUUUGGGUUGUGCUUAUCAUGCAUUAUAUCAUACAUUACCUUUAUGUACUUUUGACAUCUCUGUUGAGGGAACACAAUAUGCUUGCACUCAGGGUCAAUGAAGACACGUGAUAGGGCGCCAAAACUCCUGGGAAAGUUCUUGUUGAUGCAAAGAUUGUGGCCGUGCUAGCUGAAAAUGUUUGAACUUAGCGCAAAAAUGGUGCAUGUAUCCAAAUCUUUGUGAUCCUUCUUCAUGAGACCAGAAGAAGGAGAGAGAGACUUGAGGAAACUAAGAUAAAGCAGUGGCGUAACUGCUGAGCUGAACGCCAACACAGUUUCUAGCUACUCUGCAGCUAACAUACAGUUGGUACUAUGGCUGUUUGAGGUGUGUAAACCCAAACGACCCGGUGGUCAAAUUGGCGCGUAUGGAGCAGGGUGAAAAUGUAUGACUUAACAUAUGUUUAGAGAGAUAAGGUUAAUCCCUACUGACUAUAAGAUCCACAUCUACUGACAUUUUGGUCCUACUAGCCACUAGAAAACAAAGCCUUGAUACAGACACAUGGACAUGAAUGCAUUUUUCUGAUACAAACUGAUGUAACAAGAAAAUGAAGUGAAAUAUGGAUUUUUAAAUUGUCUUAGUUGUAGCGAAUGUAUUCUGCAUUAUGUUUGGCCUCCUUUAUUUUUGCUGUUACCUCCAUUGAGACAGUAUCACUUCUCUGAAAUCUGUUGAAGGAAAAAAAAACAAAGCACCAUUCAGGAAACCCAAAGCAAGUUGUGUUGCAGAAGUGAGUGAGCAUUUUUUUCUCUUCCCGUUCCCUCGUCACAAAGUCGAUAUUAUAUUAUUAUUGUUUUAAUUUAGAUGCCUGAAAUAAUGUCUGUGUGCUGAAGAGAUUUUAACGUUUUGUUCUUCUGUCUUUAAAAAAAGGAGUUUGCUAAUAAGAAGCUAAAUGAGACGACUAAACACGAGUCCUCCUUUAUCUUAGGGGUGGGGUCGUCACCACAUGAAGUCAUGUGACCGUGGUGUAGUUCGUUGAUAGCCUAACGUUAGCUUUUGACUUCUGGUUUAAGCUUCACUUUUGUUUGGCACAGAGUUUAUUUUCAGCAUUAAUCCAAAAACCAACAGAAAAGUUCCAUUGGCUUCUUGUGGAGGGAACCAGUGUGACGCUAACUUCCUGGUUGGCCUACAAUACUACGUCUCCACCCCUGCGUCACUCGUUGGGCUGUGAUUUCUUAUUGGUGCAGUACUGGUGCAGACACACAGCAGCCAAACGAACCCAGUUUGUAAAGUGAGAUGGAAACAGGAAAGAAUGAUGAAAUGUACAGUGUAAAUGCAAUCCUGCUCUGCUUUUUGUUUAUUUUCAUGUCAUAUUUGAUCUCCCUGUCUAUAAAUGUUGAUAUAAUCAUUUUAUAUAUUCCUGUUUUACUUUGAAUUAAAAGGGAGUAACUGAAAAACA